Molecule: messenger RNA, 1291 nt
Organism: Maniola jurtina (meadow brown)
Lineage: Eukaryota; Metazoa; Arthropoda; Insecta; Lepidoptera; Nymphalidae
Product: cysteine and glycine-rich protein 2-like
Exons: 6
Coding region: 164-1264 (366 amino acids)
Source: RefSeq, a predicted model, not a curated record
UUUCAAAGAAAUACAACAAAAAAAUACAGAAACUCUUCUAUUGUUUUAAUUUUUUUCAAUUUCUGUUUCCUUCCGUCACAAAACCAUGCGAAUUAUUUGCUGAUUCCCUUUUUUAAAUAAUUUUGCGUUUUUUCCUUAUUAAUUUAAAAUUAUAACGUUUAAAAUGGACAAAACUCAAGAGAACAAGAAAUGUUUCUGUACGAGAUGUUUCUUCCCAAUUGAAUCUGAGGACAGGGUCGAUAUUGAUGGACAAAAUUUUCACAGAAUUUGCAGCAUGUGUUGCAUCUGCCGAAUGCUACCAACCUCAUUGAAAAUGUUUUACGGCCACGUGUUCUGCAGCGAUUGUUUCAAGACCCACGUGAUGUCGAGGUUCAAGGGCGACAAUCCGCACGUACACUCCCAGAGCUGGUGGAUGCAGUGGGGGCCUGGAACUAAGCCUCAGGACCUAAAGAAUACUAAUACGGAACCCGAAACCUCAUCCGGAGAACAUUCCAAGCGUUUUAUUUGUGCGCGCUGUUUGCAACCAGUGGACGACAUUCACAGAAUAACGAUCGGUGACCAGAGCUUCCACGCACAAUGUGGCCAAUGCUACUUUUGCCAUAAAGUUCCUUCAACGAAUCUAAAGAUCUACUACGGCCAAGUGUUCUGCGAAGAGUGCUUCCACCGUCACGUCCUGAGUCGCAAUAAAGACAACCCUUCAGAAUUCUUCAAAAAUUGUUUUGAACAGUGGCAGAACAGUCCACAGUUUGCGGAUAACAUGAGAGACUUCAUGGGUGGCAACAGGGAGUCUACACCCUUCAUCUUCAUGAUGCAGGGCCAGCAACCGCCCUUCUGCAGAUGCGGCACCGGUCCUCAGGGUCUAUUCCAAAACAAUGAGCCCAGGCCGAAUGAAGCAAGGAAAUCUGCGACACCGCAUACGAUCUCUUUCGGUGAGGAUUCCCAAAGCUGUGAUCUAUCCUUCGAGAAUCGCACCGAAGUCUCCAUCCCUGAGUCGAAUGAAGAAUCAGCAAAACAAGAAAAUUUGAAUGUCACUGCAGCUGAAAAAAUAGAAAAACUUACAAAAUACCUACAUGAAAGAGUAGCACUGGAAAAAUUUGACAAAAAAUGGAAAUUUCUCGAUUUCGAGUCUUCAAUGGAAGAAUCCGUUUGUGGUUGGAUAGAUUUGCACGACCAAGCGUUGAGUCGGGACUGUCCAAAGUGUUUAUGGCAAUGUGGUCCUAUUUAUGUAAACAGUAAAUUUUAUGUACAAAAUCAAGUUGUUUGAAGAUUACAUUAAAUUAUUGUGUAUCUA